Molecule: messenger RNA, 2190 nt
Organism: Vicia villosa (hairy vetch)
Lineage: Eukaryota; Viridiplantae; Streptophyta; Magnoliopsida; Fabales; Fabaceae
Exons: 2
Coding region: 8-976 (322 amino acids)
Source: RefSeq, a predicted model, not a curated record
CAAAGAAAUGAAAGAAAAGAAAAGGAAAGCGACCAAACAUGAUAAACAUAUCUUGUAUUGUAUGUUAAGGACACACACAAAGCAAAACAAAGCAAAGAAAGAACCUAAGAAAAAGAUGCUUCCACUAAAGCUGGUUCGCUCUCUCAUCUUAGGUGAAUCCAUAUCCAUCAACAACAACUCUCACUUUCUAAACCAAAAUCACCAUCACAAUCACAAUGAACAACAACAACAACAACCCAAUGAAACAACAACAAGAAAAAGAUUCAAAAAAAGACAUGGUCUUUUGUUUCUCCCAACCAAAGAAAUCAUCACAAACACAUAUAGGCUUGCCACCAUUGCAAGAGAUUUAGGAAUGGAUUUACACCCAACACCAUCACUUUCUCACAUCAUCUUCUCCAACUCAUCUUCUGCACCGUCAACAUCUUCUUCUUCACCUUCAACACCCUCUACAUCUACGUUCUCUGUCUCUUCAGCUUCUUGUUCUCUUCUCAAUGACGCUGUUCCUAUUCCUUUUCCUUCUUUUGAUACAACGCCACUGACCCAUCUUCGAUACUUCGUCACGCUCUUCCCACGCGCCUUCAAGGUUGUUCUUUUUAACUCUGACGAGGAUUCUAACGCUGUUGGGUCAUCGAGUGGAGACGUGAGUAACUGGGAUUGUUCUUCUGUUUCGCUAUGUUGUCGGGUUACUGGUAAUCGGGUAGUGACGAUGGAUGGGUUUUGUCGGAUUCUUGCUGGGAAAGGUUGGACCUUUUUCAAGACGAAGCAGAAUUCUUCCGGGGAUUUGCGCGGUGGUGGUGUUGUUUAUCUUUUCAGGAAGGUGGAUGUGAACCGGGUUUGUGUGGGUCGGGUUGGAGGACGUGAUGGGGCAUGCAGAGUGAGGGAGGUGAGAUUGCCGUAUUUGGAUUUUGAAAAUGCUCCUCUCAGGAUUUUGCAGUAUAUUUUGUUGAUGACUGAUGACAUUUUCUGUUUAGCAUGAAUCUGUCCUUGACUUUGCAUAGAACCAUAAUCAAAUAUGGUUUUGACAACAUUAAACUGUUGUUAUUUGGCAGUUGUUGGUGUUGAUUAUCUGAGAAUUUGAGGGAGGUUUUACAUGAUGACAAGAGAUGGAAAAAACAAACAAAUAAAACAUCUGCUUUGGUGUUGCAGUAUGUGGUUGAUCUGGUUUAAGGACUAUUGAAAUGAUGUUCUCUGGUGAUGGGAAAGAGCUAGACUUUUUUGUAUUAGCGGAGGUGCCAAAGUGAUUCAAUCUCUUGGCCAUAUCAUCUCUUGUAUUGUAUUGGUGAAGGAGGAUUUUCCUUGGAGAAGUCUAUGAGACGGAGACAAGACACAAUAUUGACAUUGGUAAUAAUUUGAGAAAAUAGAAGGAAUCGAUUAGUCAUAUUUGUUGGUGUUGGGCGUGUCAGACACCAUACAAACAUGACUUCAAUAUGAUUUGCCGGUUUUACAAAAGGGAAAUUGUGAAAUUCUUUGACUCAUGUGGAUUUUACCUUGAAUGCUCAUGGUUUGUUGUUUGGCUAAGGAGGGUGGUGGAAGGAAAUGAAGCUGAAAAGGUUGCUAACCUGAAGAAGAGCUAUAAAGUUUUCAUGACAGCAGUUUAUGGUAAGUUGCAUUUGGUGGGUCACAUUGGUUGCUUUCUGUGUAGAACUCAAAGAUGAUGCUGGUGCCACUUUGUGUGUUCUUGUUGUAUCAAUUUAUAUAUCUUGAGGGUGAUGAUCAACAAUUCUCCAACUCUUUGGAGGAGAUUGCAGGGGUGCGAUUUAAACUUCCUGGUCUUGAUCAUCUUCAUCCCUUUGGUUAUGAAAGAAAUGCAUAUUUAUGAUUCGUUUACUUUGUAAAACAAUAAUGAAAUUCUUCAAGCAACAUGUUUUUCAUAGGUGAGGAGGAGGGCCAGGGAAUGUGAAGCUUAUCUCUGGAAAAACAACAUACCUUGGAUUAGUUAAAAAUUGGGAUGAGAGAUGGAUUUUGUUGGAAACAUGAGUAACAAAUAGUGUAGUGAAGCAUCCUCUUAAAGAUUAGUUCCAAGUUUUUGCAGAUAGUCCCAAUGCGUGUUAAUUAGUUAGUCAAUGGUUCUCAUUGUUAAAAACUAAUAGUUUAUUUGCGAUGAUAAUUUUUGUAAAAUUUUGGAUUUGAAUAUAUGGUGACCAUUAGACCAAUAACAAAAUUGAAAAAGUUAAUUGAUUUUGACAACUA